This is a messenger RNA of Trichomycterus rosablanca, 3330 nucleotides long. It is a transcript of the gene sgms1b, whose product is annotated as sphingomyelin synthase 1b. The transcript is spliced from 6 exons. NCBI's taxonomy places the organism in Eukaryota, Metazoa, Chordata, Actinopteri, Siluriformes, Trichomycteridae. Gene Ontology annotation, cellular component: plasma membrane; endoplasmic reticulum membrane; Golgi membrane. The coding region runs from base 329 to 1318 and encodes 329 amino acids. The record is from RefSeq and is a predicted model, not a curated record. Gene Ontology annotation, biological process: ceramide biosynthetic process; sphingomyelin biosynthetic process. Gene Ontology annotation, molecular function: ceramide cholinephosphotransferase activity; sphingomyelin synthase activity.
UCAUCCCGUCCCUGAGGAGGAGUACGGUGUGUAAAUCUGGUCGACACGUUGAUCUGUGAAUUAAAACAGAACCUGGAGGCGUCUCGGUUAAGCGCUCCACCGUUGGGACGCCGUGGGAACGCCGAGGCUCAGAUGGGGCAUCGUGAGGAGAGACCGCAGGCUGCUGGCAGAUAAACGACGAUGUCCUGUUCGCCCCGUCCAUCCUGAAGUCCUUUCUGUCGUUCUGCACCGUCGGCAUGUCUGAACGAGCGCCGCGCGUCCUGUAGCGCGCCGUCCACUCCGCUCCCCCGUCUCCGCGCGGUCUGCGACGCCCGCCGCCGCGCCGCACAUGGAAGCCCGCAAGAACGGCCACGCUAACGGCCACGCCGGCGGCGACACCAAGAAGACCCAGCGGAACGGAUCGGUCAACGGCUACCACAAGGAGCUGGUGCAGAUUCAGAUCCCCGAGCCCACCGGCCCCGCCUUCCCCACGGAAUGGGCCAAGACCGCGGCCGCCUUGCUGUACGCCGUCUGCUGCUUCAUGCUGACCACCGUCAUGAUCUCCGUCGUCCACGAGCGCGUGCCUCCGAAGGAAGUCAGCCCGCCGCUGCCGGACAAGUUCUUCGACGUGUUCGACCGCGCGCAGUGGGCGUUCACCGUGUGCGAGGUCAACGGAAUGAUCCUGGUCAGCCUGUGGAUUCUGCAGUGGAGUCUUUUAAAACACAAGUCUAUCGUCGGCCGGAGGUUCCUGUUCAUUGUAGGGACGUUGUACUUGUACCGGUGUAUCACCAUGUACAUCACCACACUGCCUGUUCCGGGGAUGCACUUCAAGUGUUCGCCUAAGCUGCAUGGCGACUGGGAGUCCCAGACGUGGCGGGUGAUGAAGAUGUUCGCCGGCGGAGGCCUGACCAUCACCGGCUCUCACCACAUGUGCGGCGACUACCUGUACAGCGGGCACACGGUCAUGCUGACCCUCACCUAUCUCUUCAUCAAAGAGUAUUCUCCCCGGCGCUUUUGGUGCUACCACUGGGUGUGCGGGACGCUCUGCGCCGUGGGCAUCUUCUGCAUCCUCCUCGCCCAUGACCACUACAGCAUAGACGUGGUCGUGGCGUACUACUUCACCACACGCCUCUUCUGGUGCUACCACACCAUGGCCAACCAACCAGAACUCAAAACGGCGUCUCAGAGCAACUUCCUGUCGCGCGUGUGGUGGUUCUGGGUGUUCCAGUACCUGGAGCGGAACGUGCAGGGCGUGGUCCCCCGCAGCUACCACGUCCCCUUCUCGUGGAGGUCGGUGCAGUGGGGCCACGUGAAGUACAGCCGGAUCGACUCGGAUUGAUCGUUCUGGCCGGAGAGGACAUCGGGACUGUUACAAGACUCGCCUCAAGUGCCAGCCUGACCGACCGCCCCACGCGGAGCCCGAGCGGCUGAGGGAUGCGUUUGGCACCCGGCUACUUCCGGGAGAAGUUCUGCUUCGAUCUGUUACUUGAAGCAGAGACGACGGGCUCGUACCGGGACGUUUUGCCAACAUGUCCACGUGCUCGUAGAAUCGACUGAGUCACGUUUCCAGACUGUAUUAUUAUUAUUAUUAUUAUUAUUAUUGUUAUUAUUAUUUUCCAGCCGAGCGAGGUGCAGAGAAGGAAAUAUUUAAGAGACGCGCGGCGUUUUGUAGCUCUCCGUCUAAACGCAGAUUUUCUAUCAGAAUUCCGUUUAUUUUGUGGAAGCAAUCCGCCGUAUUUUUUUACCCAGCGCAUCCGAGACUCUUUUUUUUGGUAACAGAACGUUCCUCAGUGCCUUGUUUCGGACUGUACGGUGGUGAUCCUGUGGUCCGUCUGAUCUGUAUUAUUUUUAAUAACGUAGAAGAGUGUCUGAUCUGGAUUUUCAGCCACGACAGAUCCUAACAGGUCCUUCCCUAAAGUGUUGCUGCAGAGUUGGAAGCACGACUGAAAGAAGCUCCCACAGCUCUGGAAUGAACCGCCAAAUACAUCUACAUACAAAUGCUGCCAUCUAUUGACUGAACAGGCACAAAUCCACACACACACACACACACACACACACCUGCACUGUUUUAAUAAAGUUCGUUUUUUAAACGGGACGGUCAGGUGUCCGAAUACUUUUGGCUAUAUAGUUUAUAUCCAUACAGGUCCGAUUGCUCCAGGAGAUGUGAAGUUUUCUGUAUUCACACAAAAUAUGUGAAUAAAAUAACGGUUUGAUGCUGUUAGUUUAUAAACUCACCGAGCUCUUUAUUUAUCAUUAGAUACGUAUAUCUGGUGCAUACGAUGAGCUACGAUCACUAUAGUUCUAUAGAAAUGUACUGUUGGUAUUCAACUACUGACUGAAUAUAAAGUCGGCCGGGUCAUGUGAUCAGAAAUGGUCCGGCUUAUAAAGAGGCCGGUACAUUUAAACAUGAUUUACAAAUCCCAACAACACUGCUGCACCUGAUACACUCGUCUCGUUGCAGUGCUGAGAAUGAUCCACCUUUCUAUUAUAUCUGGUCAGUAGGUGGUUGCUUUUGAUUGAUAACAGUCAGUACUUGUAUACCCAAGCGUUACAUCUGUAUGUACAAGACGGUUGUACCUAAUAAAGUGCUCGUUGAGUGUAGACACACGGCCGUAUGCAAACGUUUCGACACAUCCGGUCAAAAAUGUUAAAAUUGCUGCUAAAAUUUAGGGAAACGAGGCCGCUCAGGUGGCGCAGCGGUAAAACACACGCUAGCACACCGGAGCUGGGAUCUCGAAUACAUCCGGCUGGGCUGAGCGGCCACAUGAACAACGCUUAGCCUGUUGUUCAUAUAGGGGUGGGGUAGUAGUAAGCCGGAUAGUGUCUCCUCAUAACCGAUGCAACUACGACCUCUGCUGGCUGAUUGAUGGCGCCUGCACAGGGGUGCGCCGAUCAGGGUGUGUCUCUCCGUACACAGUGCUGAUCCGCAUUAGCACUCGUCAAAGUGUAGGUGGCAAAAUGCAUACGGCUGCCGCCCACGUGUCGGAGGGGGCGUGGGUUAGCUUCGUUCUCCUCAAUCAGAGCGGGGAUCGGCGUCGGUGGCGGGGAAGCUUGACGCGAUCGGGCAAUUGGACGCGGUAAAGUUGGGAAUUUGACCGGUCCCUAAAACACCCCGCUUUAACAGCAAGUGGUACCAAAUCCGUUUCCUCCGAGCAUCAGUGAGCAUCAACGUCCACAAACCAGCUGGAACGUCCGGCAUCAUUUCAUUCUGUGUGUGUUUGCUUUAUUUAUUACCGCGUCUCUGUGUACGUACGGUUAUGGCGUGGUCGUGUAGCCAAAAACGAGUGAGUAAAGCUGCUACCGCCGUUAUGAUCUGUUGUUUUGGCGAAUAAAUGACCACCGUUAGCACAU